This is a messenger RNA of Lates calcarifer (barramundi perch), 3244 nucleotides long. RefSeq names its product P2Y purinoceptor 1. Gene Ontology annotation, biological process: G protein-coupled receptor signaling pathway. Gene Ontology annotation, molecular function: neuropeptide receptor activity. The coding region runs from base 2002 to 2994 and encodes 330 amino acids. NCBI's taxonomy places the organism in Eukaryota, Metazoa, Chordata, Actinopteri, Centropomidae. The transcript has a single exon. Gene Ontology annotation, cellular component: membrane. The record is from RefSeq and is a predicted model, not a curated record.
AUUCCUGCUCAGCUCAGACAGCUGCUCCAGCGAGCUCGUCAGUUGCUCAACUGUUUGUUCACGUUAAACUCUGUCACUGUGGUACAAACUGCAGAUGAAGUUUAACCAGAGUUAAAGGGUUGUUUUUUUUUAUUAUUUGCUUAAUAAGAAAUAGUUCAAACAGUUGCUCAGCUGAUCUAUAAUGUGAAUGAAAUUGUCAGUCAUUCUCUGGAGGGUUGUAUACUUUUCCUGGAUAACACUUUUGCUGUAUUGUGUUACGUAUCUUCCUUGUGUUUGUCAUGAUGCUGUUGCUACAUGCUGUCAAACAGGAAAUUCAGAUAAACCACAGAUCUUGAUGUGUCACUGCCAGAACAGGUUUAUGGAGAGAUAAGAAUCUUGUAAUGUUGUUUAGGAAGGCGAAGCCCAGUGCCAUGCAUGGUAUCUGCUGAUUUAAAACAGGAACUUGUUAGAGAAAAGUAAGUUAAUGCACCAUAAACCGGUAACAUCGAGUCAUCUUCAGUGUAAUGGUGUGGUUUACGCACUGAAAUGCUUUUAACGGUUUUUGAACAACAAUGGAGCUCUGGGGUACAGAGGAAUCAGGCUUUGGACACACAAUAUUUGUUAGUGGGAUACAUAGAUUUUUGUCUUUUCACAGGAACUUUUAACAAUAAGAUGAAUAUAGAGAGUGAACAGCCUCAUCUUCUAAAGGCCAUGAUUAGCAUUCUUAACUUAUAGUUCUGUUUAAUUUAGUUUAUUUAGAUCUGUGACCUUAUUUGUCUACCUAAACAUUCAAGUUGCUCUGUACAAUACUGUUGAAAGUUAAAACCUGUAACUAACAUACACACUGUGGUAUCUGACCAAGUUUUUUUUCUUCCAUCUGUUCAGACAUUACAGAAUUGUGCGUCCAUAAUUAGACACAUCCUGUGUCAGCAUACCAAGUGACACAGUAAACCUCACCAUAUCAGCAUCUGCCCACGUUGGGAGAUAUUAUGUGUACAUUUUCUGCUUAUUCCUACUCUGAGAAGGUCGAAAUGGAACGGAGGCUUCCUGAUCAACUUUGGCUCAUGUUUCUUAUGACUUUAAAUUUAUUGACGUUGUCACAUUCCCACAAGUCAUGAAUUAAAUUGGUGAAUAAAAUGUUUCUGGUACAAAUGGGACUUGAUGAAAAAAUAACACAAAUGAAACCCAUAUUGUAAUCAUUUGUAAUUACUCUUUAAGCUGGACAUAAUUUCAUAAUUCAUGGAAUUUCAAUCAGAAAGAUUCACUAUGAAAUGAACCUGAUCUAACUUACUUGCAUCUCUAAUGAUUGUCACAUAAGAGAACAUAACACAUCUUUCAGUUUAUAUAUUCAGGAAGUCUUCUUUAAAGAGGUUACCGUAUUACCUAAAUGUUUUUAAUCAUUCGUGACCAUUUAGAGUAUCCAAUAUGUUAUAUGGACAAGAGUUGCUUGCACCAUCUUUGCAUAUACAGACACACACCUUGUACACUUAUGUGCUUGCAGCUUUUGAUAUAGAGUAGUAAGUUUGACUUUGACACCACCUUUUGGCCAAUUUUUAUGCUAACCUUACCAUGACUGCUAUGCAUCAGAAAUUAACCAGCAAGCUUAACUUUUACCUAUCUAACAAUGUAUUUCUCCUUUAUAAUGAGCAUUACAACUUCAUGGAGUCAGCAGAGUGGCAGCAGACUCUUGUCUUCUUUUGCAGUUUGCUUAUGUAGAUCUGAGAUGUAAUUUAGACCCAAACAACUUAAAAACAGCUCCUUAAAAAAGCUCCUGACCAAUUCAUAGUGCUUUUCAGAUGAUAGAGUAAUAAGCAAUAGCUGUGCACAAGAAAGUAAAUGGACAAACCUUGCAUGCACAUGUGGACAAUUGCAUGACAAUUUAUCUGUAAUCUAAAAUCUAUGCAGUUUCACACAGGAAAUUCUCUUUUUACACAUAGUACGUCAUGGUUAUUUUUCACUGCCCAGAAGCCAGAUCAACUACAGAGGAUCUAAUUUCAACAAACUCCUUUUCAGAAAACAGACAUGAGUCAAACGUCCUGUGCUAAUUUCAGUCUACCAAUAGACUAUGAACACAGAUUCCUGCCUUCUGUUUACAUCGUAGUGUUCAUUGUUGGUCUGGUCGCUAAUGGAUGGGGAUUGAAGUCAUUGCUGCAGAACUGGAAGAAACUAAAGAUCAUCAGUGUGUUUGUUCUCAACCUUGGAGUUGCAGACAUUUUGUAUCUGCCCGUACUCCCAUUUUUGGUGGUGUACUACUUCAUGGAGAGUAAAUGGAUCUUUGGAGAUACAUUCUGCAAGAUAACAAGAUUCUGCUUCAAUCUGAAUUUAUAUGGCAGCAUUGGAUUCCUUACUUGUAUAAGUGUAUACAGGUACCUGGCUAUUGUUCAUCCAAUAAGAGUGAUGGGAAGAAUAACUGCCACUCAUUCCGUGGCUGUCUCAGUCAUGGUUUGGUUCUUGGUGGGUGUACAAAGUCUUCCAGACAUGUUCUUCCUCAAAACCAAAACGAGAAAAUGCUAUCAUACCACUUUUACAGCCUAUGUUGAGGAUUAUCUGAAAUACAGCCUUGGAUGGACAUUCACUGGGUUUUGUAUCCCAUCUCUCAUCACACUGGCCUGCUAUGGACACAUAGCUGUAGUUUUAUGGACAAUGAAGAGAACUGACAAGCUACAGAAAAAGAGGAGUUUGAAGUUGUUGUUUAUUUUGAUCCUUCUCUUCUCUGUUUGUUACAUCCCCCAUCAUGUUCUCAAGAAUCUUAACCUCUGGUCAAGAGUUCUGUCCAAACGUAAGAUAUGCCAUGAAUGGCGUGACAGAGUCUACAUCGCUCAUCAGAUAAGUCGUGGCCUUGUGUGUCUGAACAGUGCUCUCAACCCUCUGGUUUACCUGCAUGGAAAUGAAGAAAUUCCUGCUCAGCUCAGACAGCUGCUCCAGCGAGCUCGUCAGAUAAUCAACCAUAUGUUUCUGUCAGACUCUGGCUCUGUGACUGUGGAACGAACUACAGAUGAGGUUUCACACAUGUAAACAUGUUAGUAUAUCUAAAAAAUCUAAACAUCUGUGCUGUUUGCCCAUGAACAUUGUAGAAGUUAAAUAACAACAUUUAAGGAUAAGGAUUUGUUCUUAAGAUUGUCCGGCAUCUUUAUCUAUAGUCUACUGUUAAUGUUGUAUACUGCCUCAAAAAUUAACUUGUUUUGUUCUUUGUAUUUGUUGUUGUAUUUGAUCUUUUAUUUGCUGUUACUGUGCAGAAAAAGUAAAAAUAAACUGAAUAACUCAU